Messenger RNA from Megalopta genalis, 17035 nucleotides. NCBI's taxonomy places the organism in Eukaryota, Metazoa, Arthropoda, Insecta, Hymenoptera, Halictidae. The record is from RefSeq and is a predicted model, not a curated record.
CCCUACGCGGUGUUCCCCACCACCGAGGCAAACAGCGAUGCUAGCCGGCGAGCCUUCUACGCUCCCGCCACGGUGACGUCACUCCGAGUAGUGUAGUGCAGUGAGGAGGAGCGAAGUCGGCUCCAUCCGCGUUACAUGGCCCAAGUGAACGAAGCUAGUGCGUUUAAGGCGUACAUAUACAAGCGUGCAUUGUAGCGAAUCGAGUCGCCGAUCACACACCGAUAUAUACCCGUUUUAAUUCGUUCGAUUAAUGCACGUUACGUGACAAGUACCGAGUAGUUACUCGAUCGGUUGGUAAAAGGGUAUCCGAGAAUCCGCGGCGACUCGCUUUCACCGAAACAUGUAUUGUAUUCGACGUCGUUCACGAUACCGUUCCGAAACGAGAUGUAACGUACAAGGCGAGGUGAAUUAAUCGAGUGACAUGUGAAUUAUAAAAGAAAUUUAAAAAAAAAAAAAAAGAAACGAAGAAGUUCCGCUGAGUGAGUACACAUCGUAAAUAUAAGGAAAUUAAAAGAAAUAAAAAAAAGAGGAAGGAAUAUAAAGUAGUGUCGUGCCCGCGGUUCUGAGAGGUUCGCGCGUUUUAAAUUUAACCAAGGAAGAAAACGCCGACGGUUGGUUCUAUCGUCCGGUAGAUCGAUUGUUUAUUAGUGGGGUUUUCCGGGAAUAGUUCAGGCGGUUACCGUGGCCUCCUUGUUCUCGGGUGUUCGGCGUGAACGAGGCUGUACGAAAUAUUCCCGUAUAUAAUCGACGCGAGUGUGAUUAUGCUCAACAAAUAUGCGUUGGGAUGUAUCGGCCGCCCGACCGCGUUGUGCUCGGUGUGCUUGGUGUGACGUGUGAUUAGCCGCCUUUCUUCAUACGCGAUUCAGUGGUGUACGAUGUGGUGUACGGCGACGGUCCUGAUCUUUAUAGCCGUUGUCAUCAGUGGUGUCCACUAUCAAGGCUUCUCCUCCUCCUUCUUCUCUUCGUCUCCGUCGUCGUCGUCGUCGUGGUUGUUGUUGUCGUCGACGUGCGUCGCGACGCAAAAAUUUAAUCGCGAGAGCCCCGUUGCCACCCUCUUCUAUCGGCCGAUCGUUCCACAGCGCUGCCCUGACGACAGCACUCGUCCUGCCUGGGGUCACUACCUUCCGGCUAGUGACUAAUGUUAAUCUGUUUGUUGCCAGUGAUUAAAUUGAGAGUGUCCGAAGUGGGAGGAAGCUCCUUCGUUCGUCGUGGUAUACACGUAACGGUUCCUUCGUUUUCGUCGCGUGUGAGUCGCGAGCCCUGCCACGAGUUCCUCGUGAAUCGGAUAGGAGAUCAAUUCUAUGUCGAUUCGGAUUACCAAUACGCCACGGAUCCAUUUGAUUUCUGCUCGCGUGAAACAAAACAAAAAUUGAUAUAAAUAUUGUAUAUAUAUAUAUACAUACACGCAUACAUAUAUAUAUACGUAUAUCUAUAUCUAAAUAUUAAAAAAAAAAAAAGUAUACAUAUAGGGAAGAAGCAGGAGAGGCUUCUUCGGCCGACCCGCUGGCGGUAUUGAAUAUCGGUGGUGUGGUGAGAGUGACGUGAUUAGCGUCGGGCGAAGUUGUGUGUCGUUGUACAGUGCCGCCAAACGAUACCACAACAUCCGAUCCCAAAUGAAGAGUUCGGAGCAAAAUGGUUAGAGAGACACGUCACCUGUGGGUUGGAAAUCUGCCGGAAAACAUCCGAGAGGAUCGCAUACGAGAACAUUUCAAACGGUAUGGACGCGUGCAGAGCGUCAAGCUGCUGCCGCGGGGCGAAGAAUGCCCCGUGGACGGUGGUACCGGUGGUUCCCUUGGAGAAGGCAACGAGGGUGGUUCCGGUUCCAAUUCUGGGAACGGCGGCAGUGGCGGGGGUAGCGGUUCCUCGAGCAGCACCGGGGGUGCCUCCGCGACGGUGGCGUUCAUGGAUAUCAAGUCCGCAGCGAAGGCCCACGCGACUGAACACACCUUGGACGAACGAGCCCUCACCACACAGUACUACGAACCACAACAUCUUCAGCACAGGUUUCCCUCGCACGGAAGUUCGGAGGAUCAUGGACCGAGCGGGGGUAGUGGGGGAGGAGUCAGCGGAGUCGGAGGAGGCGGCGGUGUCGGUUCCGGCAUCGUCAGCGGCGGCGUUGGCAGCGGAGGAGGCGGUAGCAGCAGCGGCGGUGUCGGAGGCGGCGGCAGCGGAGGUUCCGUCGUCGGAGGCAGCACAGUCGGAAGCGGAAUCGGAAUCGCAAUUGGAAUCGGCGGCGGCGGCUGCAGCAGCGGUGGCGGCGGCGGCGGCGUCAGCGGCGGUGGUGGCGGUAAUGGCAACAUUAACGACAGAGAGAGGGACAGAGAGCGGGAGAGGGAGAGGGACAGAGAUCGAGACAGAGACCGAGAGAGGGAUCGGGACCGGGACCGUGACAGAGACAGGGAGAGAGAGAGGGACCGGGAGAGGGAGAGGGAAAGGGAGAGGGACCGUGAGAGGGAACGAGAGCGAGACCGUGACCGAGAGAGAGGAGGCGAGGGCUUCGAGUCACGCGGCUCGCACGGCAGUUUCUACACCAGCGAGAGAAGUAGCCGAGGGGUCGGAUCCGGGGGUGGUGUCGGUGGUGUCGGCGGCGGCGGCGGCGGCGUCGUCGUUGGCGGCCAUCCGGCGGAUCCUUCUGCCGGUGAUCCUGGCGGCUACAUACCCCGCGGCCGUCCACCUCCUGCCAGCUCUUACCACGUGACAUCGACCAGGGCGAGGGAUCGGCUUUACUCGAGAACCGGCCCGUAUGCCUCCGGGCCGCCGCCCCCGCCCCACUUAGAUCGUCAUCGCGGUGGCCUGCCGCCGUCCUCCUGGUCGGCGUACGAGUCGACGACCUCGAGAUACGGGAACGCACCGCCGCCACCCUCGCCUGCCAACAACGACGCCUACCAGGACGAGCAAGAUUACAUUCGUCGUGUUGUUCCACUAGGCGGCGGUGGAGGCGGCGGCGGCAGCAGCGGCAGCGGUGCGCUACGACAGCACAAAAAACAGCGCAGAAAAUCGCGAAGCGGAAGCAGCUCGCCGAGCGGCAGUAGCCGUUCCGGCAGUAGCAGCAGCAGCCGCAGCGGUAGUUCCGCCGGCAGCACUUCCGGGGGCAGUACGUCGCCGGGCAGUUCGCCGCACCGCACCGGAAAUGCCGCUGUCACCGAGGACCGCAGGCCGCUCGCGAUCUGCGUGCGUAACCUGCCGGCACGCAGCAGCGACACUUCUCUCAAAGACGGCCUCUUCCACGAAUACAAGAAACACGGGAAAGUGACCUGGGUGAAGGUCGUGGGGGCGGCCGGUGACCGGUACGCCCUGGUCUGCUUCAAGAAACCCGAGGACGUCGAGAAGGCCCUGGAGGUCUCCCACGACAAACUAUUUUUCGGCUGUAAGAUCGAGGUCGCCCCCUACCAGGGUUACGAUGUCGAAGAUAACGAGUUCCGGCCGUACGAGGCCGAGCUCGACGAGUACCAUCCGAAGGCGACGCGUACCCUCUUCAUCGGCAACCUCGAGAAGGACGUCACCGCAUCCGAGCUUAGGAAGCAUUUCGAGCCUUUCGGCGAGAUAAUAGAAAUAGAUGUUAAAAAACAGGGCGCGGUAACAAGCUAUGCCUUCUGCCAAUACUCCGACAUUGGCAGCGUCGUCAAAGCCAUGCGAUCGAUGGACGGCGAACACCUGGGCGCUAAUCGAAUAAAACUCGGAUUCGGGAAGUCCAUGCCCACGUCCUGUGUUUGGGUUGAUGGCAUUGGAGAUUGUAUGUCGGAAAAGUACCUGAACAUGCAGUUCCAUCAGUUCGGACUGAUUUCACAGGUCGUAGUAGACCGAGAGCGAGGACACGCUUUGGUCUUCUUCGAGCAGAUUAGUUGCGCGCAAGCUGCUGUGAAGGAGAUGAGGGGCAUAGCGCUUCGAGGACGACGACUUCAAGUUGACUUUGCUUCGAGGGAAUGCCAGGAGACGUUCUACGAGCACCUGGAGCGCCAGGGUAUUGCCGGAGAAAAACCAUGGGACACGAGGCCAUCGCCUGCUACCACCUUCGAUGUUGCGAUUCCUUCCAGGCGGGAGCGCAGCAGUUUCGACUCCGGGGUGACGGUUACAAAUUCAAGUAGCAGGUUUACCCGCUAUGAGACACCCCCGAGAUCGAGAACGGCAAGUUACUCCCGCACAUCUGGAGGAGGCAGCACGCCGGGCGCGAGUCCAGCGCAUCCGACCGCGAUGACCCGCAGCAACAGGAGGUCUUAUCAGGACACCUAUUACGACGGGGACUACAGCGAGCCGGCACCGCGUAGGUUUCGCAGCUACGACGAGUUCAGUCAAGGCAGCGGGGCUAGUCACGACGACUAUCAGAGUAGCGUGCUCGGUGACGGCAAGCUGAACGACGACGACUGUCCCCCACCGUCCCGACGCCAUGCAGUUCAGAGCGUUGUGACCAGUGUGGAACCACCCGCGCCACCACCACCUUUGCUUCCACCCUCGGACAUACGCCACCUUCAAAAGGAAAGGGUGCAUCUGCUUGAGCAGCUCGAGGAAUGCCACAGUAGCGGCGAUGAGGUCGGCUUUGCCCCGAAGAAGCGAGCAAAACUUGACGGAGCGUCGACGACGAUACUGUGUGAGGACGACGAACCCGAGAUCGCGUCGUUGCUCGUCACCUCGCACUCGAGUAGAAAAGGCAUGGACAUUCGCCGUGUCAGUGACAGCAAGGUCGUCGUGCAUCAUGGCACGAGGAGAGGCAGCUGCGAGGGCAGAGGGCCGGGACCUUGCAAACGACGACGCGACGUCACUAGCAGGCAUCAUGAACACCACGACGGAUCAAGGCCUGGCACCCCGUUGGUGGACGAAAGGCCCGAGAAUCUGGUCCCGAGCGAACCAAGGCGGUUUCGCGAGCGUAGUCACGAAGGACCUUUGUCAUUGCCUCUUCCAAGGUUUGCCACCCAGAUGUUGAACAACAACAACAACAAUAACAAUAACAAUAACACCAGUAGCAGCAACAACAACAGCAGCAGUAGCAACCGGUCAGGUAAUGCGAGCUUGGCGAAGGUGGCGAGUCCACCCUGUGCGAACUUGUCGACUGCUCCGAGUCCUCGUGCGGCUCCUCAGCCCCCGGCCUCGCCGCCCCCGCGACAUCCGAGUCCAAGUCCAACGAGCUCGGACAGCGAAACAGCGCCGCAAUCGCCGAGUCUCGAAGAAAGGAUACGGUCGCUCGACGAGAAGUACGAGAAGUGGUCCGGAUCGAGGGCACUGAGCGCCGCCGGUGGCGACGCGCUUGCCAAGCUAGACGCGACGGCAUCGGAACGGUUCAGGUUUCGGCACAAGCUACUCGACCUGGAUCUGCAUGAAGUGCAACCGUCCGACAUCGUGAAGUCGGUUCUUGCCAAGCGCAGCGUGUUCGACGAAGACUCGAAGCGGCUGGAGAAUUUCAGUGAGAAGUACGAGCCGCGAGAGUUCACCGGCGUGCUGAAUGUCAGCUCGAUGAUCGGCGGCACGAGCGGUUUGACGUCAUCAUCGUCGUCGGCCGGCGGCUGCACCAGCAAGGUCUGUCUUCAGUAUCCGUUUCCUAGUCAUCCGCCUGUACAGUCAGCGAGCAGCAGUAGCAACAGCGGCGCGUCGACCACCAGCCAGAUCGGACUGGGCAUCGCGUCUCUGUCCUCGAAUCUUAGCUUCACGACCAGCAUGUCAUCCUCUACGUUGAAAACAACUGACCCGCGUGCUGCAGUACAGCAUAACUGCGUACAUCCGACACCGGCCACGCCGAUCACGCCCGGCACGUCAAUCAAAACAGUUAGUCCCGAAUUACCACCUGUCUCGUUGCCGAUCGGUCUUGGCAGCGGGACGACAGCCAGUAGUGGCAAUAGUAGCAGUUUAGCGUCAGCUAGUAGUAUUCUUAGCAGCAACGGUACCGUAAGUAAUAUACACGUUCUCGGAGCCUCGACGAGUAGAGGAUUGAGCGCGACAUCGUCGGCGCCCGUCGCGACCACCGCGUCCAUGGUGGCUGCGUAUUCAAGCACGGUGCCGGUCACUGCGGCUGUAACGACAACCACCACGACAUCGGCGUCAGCGUCGGUUACCACGCCGGCCAUCACACCGUCAAUGACCAACACCACCACCACGAUAUCGUCCUCGACCGGCCAAUACCAAACUUCCAUGUGCACCGCCUCAGCUACCGCCACGGUCCUACCGUCUUCCACGACGUCUACGUCGAUAUCUUCCUGCUCGUCGUCGCUGUCCUUGUCCGCCGACGGAUCCCGUUCGCGGAUGAGGAAGGAGGUCGGCAGUAAUCGGGACAGCAGGGACUCCCGCGACAGCAAGGACAGCAGGGAUUCCAAGUAUAGCAAGGGAAAGGACUGUCAAAGGAAGUCACGGAAAGAGGAUGUGGACGUCGAGAGGAGUAGCACCCGCAAGGACCGGGAGGAAAAGGAGUCCGUGGUGAACGACAUCGCGGAUUCUGAUAGUCAUAGAGAGUUCAAGGAGAAUAAGGAGAUGCGUUACGAGAGGAAAGAACGGGAGGAGAAGGAGAGACGUGAGAAGGACGACCGCGAGAGGCAGGAGAGGAGAGACAAAGAAGAUCGUGACAGACAACAGGAGCGAAAGGAAAGAGAGGAGAGGCGGGAGAAGGACGAAGAGAGGCGAGAACGGGAGAGGCUGGAGAAGGAACGGCAAGAGGACAAACGGGAGAGAGAAGAAAGGGAACGGGAACGUAAGGAACGAGAGGAGAACGAGGCCAAGGAAAAAGAGAGGAGAGAGAAGGAGCGAUUGGAUCGUGAGAAACGUGAGCGAGAGGAGAAGGAACGGCAAGAGAGAAGGGAGAGAGAGGAGCGGGAGAGGCGGGAACGGGAGGAUCGAGAAAGAAAAGAACGCGAGCUUCGAUUGGAGCGAGAAAAACAGGAAAAAGAGCGACUCAGGAAAGAGCGGGAAGAGCAAGAGAGGCGGGAGAAAGAGGAACGAGAUAGACUCGAGAGAGAAAGAAGGCGAGAAGAGAAAGAAAGGAUCGAAAGAGAACGAAAACGUGAAAGGGAGGAGAAAGAAAGGCUGGAAAGGGAACGACGGAAAGAGAAAGAAGAGCGGGAAAGGGCGGAGAAAGAGAAACGAGAGAAGGAAGAGCGAGAGAGAUUCGAACGCGAGAAACAUGACCGAGAGAAGAGGAGAGAACGGGAGGACCAAGAGAGACGGGAGAAAGAGAAGUCCGAGCGCGACAAGAGGAGAGACCGAGAAGAGAAGGAUAAAGAGAAAAGAGACCGGGAUGAGAGCAGGCGGCAGCCGAUCGAGAACCAUCUUCACCAGUCUGUGUCCCAGUCGCAGAACCAAAUUUCCCCCGCUCCGGUAUCCAUCAAGCGGCGAUGUUCGUCGCAGGAUGGACCGGCGGACGACGAGGCAAAGCGCAUGAAGAUCUCCGACCACCGCAGGGACAGCAAAGAUCGGCCUAGACAGAACAGGAGAUCCGAGGACCGGAAGCAUCGAAACGACUCCCAUCGGUCUAGCCGGGAGAGCAGGGAGAGCCGCGACAGUAAAGAGAGCAGUGGCUCGACGCAGACCCAGGACAGCAGGGAUGCUCACAGCGAGAUCAACAGGGAGUCGAGCAGGGAGAACAGAGAGAAUCGAGAGAAUCGAGAGAACCGAGAGAACAGGGAGAACAACCGGGAAGGGAAGGAGAAGCAACGCAGUAAGAGAAACCGCUCAGAGAAGGAGUCCAGGGAACGCAGCCCCAGGGUCUCCCACGAGUCGGACAAGGAAUUCCUAUCGAGGCUAGAGCUCUCUAAACGCAACGAUUCGAACUCACCGAGCGAGCAGACCUCGGUUAGCUCCAAUCAUGCCCGCGAGAUGCAGCAGCACCAUCAGCAACAGGCCUCUCUGAACUUGCCAAGUGAUGUUGACGACGGGCCCCUAUCCACCCACGAGAUACAAGUGGCCAGGCACCCGUCUGCUACGGACACCGACAGCGAUGAGCCGAAGAAACAUUCGAUCUUCGACAUCGUGGACGACGAACCUGCCUAUAUCAGCAUGUACGACAAGGUCAAAGCACGCUCGACCAAGAACAUGCAGAAGCUCGAGGAGGAGAAGCGUCAGGUGCGCCUGAAGGACAAGUUCUCGCAGCUGAAGCAGAGUCGCGCGAGGAGAGAAGAGAAGAAGCAGAGCACCUCGUGGGACGGAGACUCGGUGUCCAGCAAAGCGUUGACAGAGGACGAAGCCACGUCCGAAUCUGACUCUACCAGGGCGAAGUCACUGUCUAGAAAGGGAUCCAGGUCCAGAAUCCACUCCGAUACAAGCGAGGAGGACGAGUCCUUCAACAACAAGAUUCGAAAGGUAAAGACCGAGAGGUUCCUGGAGAGCGACGUCGAUCUGGGAUUCGCAGAUACGGAGGAGAAGCACAAUCCUCUGGAGACGUCGACCGUAGUCAGCAGCGUUCACGCAAGCGUGAAGGAGGAGCUUCGUACAUCGGACGAUGAUGAGCGGAUCUCCGUCGGCUUCCGCGCCAACCACCCAGCCAUUGUCGUCAACAACCACGAGAGGGACUCGCGCAAGAAGUCGCACAAGAAGAAACAGAAACGACAGAAGAACUCGUUGUCGACCGAGGACAGUAUAAAAACAGAGUCUUCGGAGAGCAUCGAGCACAAAAAUAAAUUGGUUAUCAGCAGUACCAUGGAUUGUCGACCGAAUCACACAUCCGAGCCCAUCACUGUUGCUAGUACUACCACCACUUCGGGGUCGACGGUGUUGGAGAACGCCGACGAGAGAAUACGGUCGGACAAAAAACAGCGGAAUAAGAAGGACAAGAGAAGAGACAGGAAUGGAGACGACAAGGCCAAAGCAAGAAGGAAAAGGCUCAACAGACAGGAGGCCAGGGACUCGCAGCGGAUGGAGGACAUCUUCGGGCCAUUGUCAGAUGACGUCGACGACGGUCCGUCCAACACAUUCUUUAACCGGCUGGGCAACAUUUCGACGGAGAACAACACCUACGCAUCCGACAGCGACGGCGGCCACAGUCCAGUGUUGGACGUGGAGCGAGUCAGAAGGAAAACUGAAAAGAAACGUCGCCAUCAACCGGAAGACGAGAACAGCGUGGAUCUGGCUGAGGCUGGUCGAGAGAUCGAGGCGAAGCUGUUGGGUCUCCCAAACUCGCCGAAGUCAGACAUCGCAUGCGCCGUGAGCAACGAUCACGACGUGUUCCGAUUCACCGACGACAACGACAGCGUGGAGCAGUCGACUCCGUCGACGGUUCCAGAAAAGGUUAAAGAGAAGAAGAAGAAGAGAAAGAAGUCGAAGGAGGAACGCAGUCGGAAGGAUUAUCAUCAUCAUCACCAUCACCACCAUCAUCAUCACGAGAAGAGCGGCGAGUUACCGUACCUCGGCGCAGAUCCUAGUCCCCCUCGAGCCAGCAGUCCCAUAAUCACCAAGACCAUGUCACCCACGCUACCAUCUCCCAGAGAAACCUUGUUGAGUCCGAUUCCCAAGGUCGCUGCGAACACUCCAGCACCAGCGAUGACGCCACCGGUAAGCGGUGGGAUUCAGGCCUCGAAACAGGAUAAGAAAAAAGAAAAGUUCAUCCCCGGCUUCGGCAUAGAGAUCGACGAGGCGAUCCACGAGAACGCGGUGAAGAGUAUCUCGGAGCCGGAGGAACGCGAAAGCAGCUGUCAAUCCCGAAGCGGCAGAGAGGAGCCGGAUGUGACGGUGCCAACGACGCCGCCUGCGCAGACCGAAGACAAGCCAAGGGUUGCUAUCUCGCAGGAGGAAACCGAGGAUGCCGUCGCCGCACUCUUGGAGGAAACCUUCGGUGGUUCUACCGAAGAUUUCUCCUACGAGGGCGAGGAAGAGGACGCGGAAGUGGACGACAGUGUCGGCCCGCCACCGGAAGCACCUCAGGAGGACGUCGAAGAGAUGCAACAGGCUGUUGAGAGUCUGAACCCCUCUGCCGGUGAAGGAGAGACCGACUUGAAGCCGGACACUCCCCGGAGCGAGCACGACCUGCAGAUAGACACCGAUACGGAGGAAGACCCGAACUACGAGACGUUCGACCUGACGCAGCCACCCAAAACGCCAGACAUUCCAUCGUUCUAUAAAUCUCCCACAAAGACUGUAAACACCAUCGCCCCAUCCCCGGCGGCAGCAGAAAAGCCCGUUGAAGCUAGAAUCACCAGCAUACCCGUGAAACCACAGAGUCCACCCGCGUCCGUUAUCGCUCAUUCAUGGACGCUGAACGAAAAACCUAGAGAAGUUGUUAAGACCGUACCAACCGUACCGGCUGUAUCAACUUCGCCAACUGUACCAACUGUUCCAUCGGUCGCAAACCCAACAUCCGCACCAUCCGUGCCAACCAUACCAACAAUACCAUCGGUUCCAACAAUACCAACAAUACCAACAAUACCAUCGGUUCCAACAAUACCAACAAUACCAACAAUACCAACAAUACCAACUAUGCCAACCAUGCCAACCAUGCCAACUAUACCAACAGUACCAGUCGAACCCGUUGACAGUAAUGUUAGCGUCAGCAGUCCAGAUGUAAUUACUACCCAAGCACAUCGGGUCUCUGCGUCACCGCCUCCGCAGUACAAGCAACCUGGUCUCGGACCCUGCAGCGUCCCAAUCACAGGAGAGACACCUAGAAUAUCUGCAGCCAGUCCCAGACCGCCUCCCAUUAGUGUGCAACCGCUCUAUCAGAAGCUUCCUGUGUCACCACAGUCGCAGAUGGGGCCAAUGCGUCAAGCCUCUCCCAGGAUGCAGAACAUAUCCACUGUUUGCACCACCACCGCCUCCACCCUUACUCCUCUUCCCCCGCUUGUUCCAUCCAGAAUCCCACCAUUGGUGCCGUCACAGCUGUCGCCCAGAAUCUCGCAACCAUCGUCUCCCAACGGGCAAUGGUCUCGCAACCCGUCUUUGAGUCCUCACAUGCCUAACGUUGGCAAACCGUCACCACCGCCAACGAGGAUCGCAGUUAGCGUGUCCGUCUCUUCUCUGAGACCAGAAACGCCCGGGCAGCAAAUCUACUCCACCGCAGCUACUCAACAACCCGUGAUCCAGCAUGCUCCUGGCAUGAGAGCUCUCGCUCCUAGCUAUCCCAGAGGUGGCUUGCCACCGCUGACACUGAAUAUUCCACACCGUCCGUAUAUGCCUGUAAAGAGCUCCAGGGAUUUAGCGAUAGGUGGCAAAUCGGUCAUCGAAACGCUGAUUCCAGUAAAUCCCAACGAGCCUCCACAGCGGCUAGAGGAGCCUAAGCUCUCUCCGGCAGUGAUACCUGAACCGACGAACAAAGCGUCGACGUCUCCGAAAGUUCCUUCGCCGAAUCAGCCACCUACGUACAUCCCAGAAACUGCUAAAAUCGAAAUCAACGCCAGCACAUCAAGCCCGGUGUUCGGUAAACCGAGCACGAUGGCGGACACCUUGACCUCCAGAUGUCAGAAGCAGAUGCCAGGUUCCAUCACCACGGACAACAAUCUACUGUCGCCGAGGCAGAAACAGGAGAUGUCGAAUCUCCAGUUGUUGACCACCCACGUGCCUCGAUCGUCGACACCCAGUCCGGUUAUAGUCGCUCAUGGUCAGUCUCAUCUGGUCCACAAGUCUGUAGUCCAUAGCAUUGGAGCAUCGACUGUUUCGUCGACCAAUCAGUCGCUGAUUAAAACAGUCGUGCCCAUUGUUCCACAACAGAUUGCACCUACGGUUGCAGUUUCUAUCCCAGAAGAGAAAUUCGUGAUCACACAGACGUCGCUUCCUUUAUCUAACCAGACACACUCGCCGGUGUCGCAGAGCAGCCAGAUUCCGAAGCCACACAUUCCUCUGGUGUCAACCGUCUCGCAGGCUAUCAUCACCAGAACCGUACCAUCCAUCGUCUCUUCGAUACCAGCAACGCCGGUGAACGAGAGCACAGUAGAGUGUCUAGAACCACGAAUACCACCCGACCAGGAAUUAGAGCUGGACGCUAACGCUAGAAUAGCUCAGACAGCACAGCCCAUGCAGCUGACUCCGCCUAUUCAACCCACCCAGCCUAUGGACAUCAUCAAAGAGGAACCUGUUGAAGUGAAACAUGAAGAGCCUGCGAUAAAGGAAGAGUUCCCUAACAAUGAACCGCCCGAGUUCCCUCUGACGCAGCCGGUGAACGUCGAUCUGAAGCCGAAACAGGAGCAGCAGGAUUUGGUCAAGUCGGAAAACAUCGUUCCCAAGACGGAAUCUACUGACACUCUGGUUCCCAAAAUGGAGAUCGAAACACCGAUCAAAGUAGAGGCGUUAAACGAGAUCAAGGAAGAGGAAGUAGCGAAGGAUACUGAGGAGGCGAACCUGGAGGAGGAGCCAGUGGAGGAUCCUCUGAAGGAGCCGAGCACAGAUCCUCUUGCAAUCGAUGUAUCCAAGGAAGAUCCAGCGGACAGCAAAGAGGACAGCGACUACUGGUCAGCGAAGGAGGUGAACAUCGAAAGUGUGAUCAAGAAGGUAGAUGCUCUUUGCGACGGCGAAGGCAAUGAUGGCGAUGAGGAGACUCAGCAUGGUACAAAUAUUAGCAACGAGAGUCAGGAGCCUCCCAAGAACGAGUCCGAGUGGUUCAACACGGAGAUUGUGGAGAACGAGAGCAAGAAGAAUUUUGUAGCGAACGACGAUCAAGACGAGGGCGUGGAGACUUGUGAGAGCGAGUCGACGAGAAGUCGGCGUGGCAGGACGAGAACUCGGCGAGGAGGCGGUAGCCGUGGCGGAGUGACCACCAGGAGAAGCGUGAAGAACACAUCCAACGUUCCACAUAAGCGAGGAGGCAGAACACCGAGAGGUAGCAAGCACCAUGUGGAGAAGAACAAACUACCUGCAGACGUGUACGAAUUCCAUGACGACAGCGAGGAGGACAAUGCUGGACGACCGCGACUGAUUCUCACGAUCAAGUCACCUGUGCCGAGCCUGACCGGUCCCAAUGCGCAGCCAUCAACACCUAUAGCUGCGGUGAAGGAAGUUCCACCGGAGGAAUUUGUCUCGCCCGCUGCGAACACGAGAAAGUCGAAGAGACUGGCCGAGAGGGAUGGCAGCAGGAACACCAUCGACGACGUGAUAGAGGAUGUAGUGCGUGGAUCAGCGGCGAACAAGGGUCUGAUUGGAAACACCGGCAAUGUCCACGCCACCAGAAGGAGUACCAGGCAUAACAGUGCUUCUCGACCGGUGCAAGCUACGGUACAGCUGACCGAACCCAGGAAAUCGCCAAGAGGUGCAAGGAAGUCAGCGCGAAGGACGUCAGAGAACGACGACAGCAGCGAGGAGAAGGUCAAGGAAACUGUGCCACCACCGCAGGAACUGCAGAUCAAAGAGGAAACCGUUCCAUCUAGAGCUGAAACUCCGAAGACGGAGGAGACCAGUAGUCAGUCUGCUCCAUCUCCUAUCCAAAAGCCAGUUUCUCAUGAGCCGAUGACGCUGAUUGAUCCGGUGACUGGGAUGCUGAUACCCAUGAGGGAAUCAGAGGAAGGUCAAUAUAUACCGGUUUCCACUGCUUCUGGUCAAAUUGCUAUGAACAGGGUCGAUACAAGGAGCGUCGUACCAACAAUGAUCAGUGCCAGUCCAACGACGGAAGUGCUGAGACCUAAGCCAGCUCAACCGGAGAACCUUGCUGUGACUGAAGAGCCGAAGAAGGAACCGGAGCCUGUUCCGGUUCCCAUUCAGCCUCAGACCAGUGUAAUCACUAAACCACAGUCUCCAACCGUUCAGGUUACCUCGACAAUUAGUAUAGUUCCUACGGCCACGACGUCUGCCACUGUCACAUCGAUCACCACAACAACUGUAGCGACACCACAGACAGCACCCACUUGCUCUUCUCAGUCCAAACCUACUAGUCUCAAGGCUCACGUCUUGAAUGCUAGCAAAUUGGCAACACCUGUGCAACAGCCACCUAUUAUCACCAAACCAGCUGCUCCUAGUGUGCCCAGUCAGUCAGUUGUGCAGAACAUGGUGAAACCAACGCAAACAGUGCAAAGUCUGCACUUGCAGAUUCCUAGCAGUGUAGUGUCGCCCAACUUGAGUCCGAGGGCGAAGCAAGCGCCUCAGAUCAGCGCCGCCAAUGGAAAGGGUCAGGGUCAGCCUAUGUCGCCGGUUCUGAACAACACUGGGGUUCCUCCUAAUCCUAAACAACAUCUAUUGCAAGCUGCCAAGCAGCAGCAGCAACAACAACAACAACAGCAACAACAACAACAACAACAACAACAGCAACAGCCAUCUACGAUUGUGAAUCUACCUCAGAAAUUACCUAUGAAUGUUCAUCCGGCUAGUGUCACGACACCAACACCCAGGAUUCAUCAACCUGUAUCGCAGCCCACUGCAUUGAAGGCAAUUAAUGGUCAACCUCAUCCUUUGAACCCUAAGGCUCAUCUACUGCAGGCGGUAGUCCCUCCAAUAGUCACCGGAACGGUGGCCAGUCCACCAACUCAGCCGCAUUUGAUGAACCCUCAACCUGUUGGCGUUAGCUGCUCUCGACCGCCUGCACCGAAACCACCGGUAACGGGUACGAUGGAACCACCAAAAGUUGAAGUGUCCAUAUCUGGCUGCAUAAUGGUGCCGACCCCUAGCCCUCAGACUCGUGGAGUGCCAAUCACAACAUAUGAUGGUCCAAUGCAUGGGAAUGCGGGUGCUGCUCCAUCAUCAGGGGGCCAGUAUGGACUUGUCCCCCCGCAUCGAUCCCAGAGUCCUCCAUUGCCCCCACCUGCCCACCAUCAUGCUAACGCUUCUCAGGGUGACGUCGUGAAUCACUUCGGUGGCCUGACGCGUGGUGGAGAACUACCACCGCAUUACAUGCAUCCUCAAGUGCUGCAGUAUCAGUAUUUGCGUGCUCAACAGGAAGCCUUGACAGCUCCGCGCAUAACGUAUCACAUUCCAAGAACUAGAUCUCCUCAUCUACCGUUAGACCCGAAAUUGGAGCCUGGCAUAGAAGAUAGUCAUAGUCCGCCUUUAGAACUUAGAAGGAGUACAAAAACACCCCAAGAUCGCACCACGGAUAGUCCUCAAGUCGCUCAAGUAUACAUGCUGCACGGAGCACCAAGAUUACCACCGCCGCCCCCGCAAUACAACGCGGGUGGAAAUCCAGCAUUAACCGCACCGGCCGCUACACGCGGAGGAUUCUACGAACCACCACCCGCACAUCUGCGUUCUCAGUAUCCAAUCGCUGCCAGCGAGGCACCUAGUGACAGAGCCAUCACACCAGACAGACCCAGGAAACACCAAGUGGCCACGCCACCACACGCCUCGCAAGUGCCACCGCAAGCAGACUCGUUUCAGAUGUUGCUGCAACGAUAUCCGGUCAUGUGGCAAGGUCUCCUGGCACUCAAGAACGACCAAGCUGCUGUACAAAUGCAUUUCGUUUUCGGUAACCCUAACGUAGCGAGGGAUAGUCUGCCCUGUAACAGCGAUGGCUCAACACCACCGUUGCGAAUUGCUCAAAGAAUGAGACUGGAACAGACGCAAGUCGACGGAGUCGCGAGGAAGAUGCAAAUGGACAAUGAACAUUGCAUGCUCCUUGCGCUACCGUGUGGUCGAGACGAGGUGGAUGUGUUGCAACAGAGUAAGAACCUUCAGACUGGAUUUAUAAUGUAUUUACAACAGAAACAGGCCGCUGGAAUUGUUAAUAUUGCUGCACCAGGAUCGCAACAGCCUGCAUACGUAGUCCACAUCUUCCCGGCGUGCGAUUUCGCAAACGAAAGUCUGGCGCGUAUCGCACCGGACUUACUUCACCGGGUCGCGAAGAUCGCCCAUUUACUCAUCGUCAUAGCCACGGUUUGAGGCCAGCCAGUGGUCUGCUGCUGGAUUACAAUCUACCGAUAUCUCUCGCCUUUACGCGCUGUAGGACGCUUCGCAUGUGGCAUGAAGCCUGGAGUGUCCUUCCGACGGAGCGCAAAGUCGUACAACAGGAUAAUGCUGAAUAGAACAGGAGAGAGGGGUUCCGUCGAAGGGAAAGGUUUCUCCUCCGAAGAUAUAUCUAUAUAUCAGUGACAAUCAAAUGGAUUUUUGGCAAACACGUGCCGAUUUGACGGGAUCGUUGGCCUAAAACGAGGGUACACGGGGUUGUGUUACUGUGGGGGAGGCUAGCCCUGUCAAUGCGUGAACAUCACCGGGCCUGUCUUCCCUCCAAAACGGAACGGUCAACGCGAUCGCAUUUGCCGCGAUGGCUCUCGCAGUAACGUUCGCCAACUGACAACUUUUGUGAGAUCGACCGACAUCACUCUUGGUCCUUCUGACAAGCGGGUCAGGCACAACCCCAGUCCUUAGUGAAGACCUUCGAUUAAGAGAAAACAAAACAUGAAAAUGACAAACCACGUGAUGUCCUCAAGGCAGAAAGAAUAACUUACACACGCAAAUAGAGACAUACACACACGAACACGAACACACCACGGACACCACGUAUACACGUAAUACACGUUCGUCCCUCGUCUAGGAAAACCGUAAAGAAAAAACAUUACCUACCGUUGCUCUAGAUGGACAGUUGAUUUCGUAAGUAAGAAAUAGAGAAAGAAAAAAAACUAACGUACCCCUACCACUAUACACGAGCUAUUUUAAGUAAGGCUUAGAUAUUAAUGAUACUGUGUAAAUUAUAAGCGAGCCAGCGAGGGCAUAACUACUGUGAUUUUAAUUAUUUAACGAUAUAUGUCUGCGUAAAGACGAAGAAAACAAAAAGUAAAAACAUAUAAAAUGGUGACCGGUGUGUCCCGGUCGCGCGCGGUAUGUGAUGUGUUUUUUGUAUAAUACUGCUCUAUAUAAAUACCUAUGUAUUAUAUUACUGUAACAAUAGUUGCUGCUGCCGCUGUUGCUGCUGCCGCUCGUGUCGAACUAGAAAGUAAAAAAAAAGAGUUACGAUCUAGACACCUCUAGUGAAGAAGAAAAAAAAAUGAGCGAAAGGACUACCUAAAUAGCGUUUAUCCCUAAUGUAAUAUAAUUUCCCAUAGCAGGAUGUAACAUAUUAUUAUCAUUAUUAUCAUCUUAGCACUAUGUACAUUAUAAAAAAAAUUUUUAAUAUUCUUAUUUCGAUUCUUUAUUAUCAUUAAUAAUAUUAUUAUGGUCAUCAUCAUCACUAGUACGCUACCAUUAUUAUUAUUAUUAAAAAAUAUUAUUAUUAUUACUGUCA